Aspergillus ochraceoroseus IBT 24754 is the source of this 465-nucleotide messenger RNA. RefSeq lists its product as uncharacterized. NCBI's taxonomy places the organism in Eukaryota, Fungi, Ascomycota, Eurotiomycetes, Eurotiales, Aspergillaceae. The record is from RefSeq and is a predicted model, not a curated record. The coding region runs from base 1 to 465 and encodes 154 amino acids. The transcript is spliced from 2 exons.
AUGAGAGGCUUCGAUGGAGCUUGUCGUCACGGUCUGGAGUUCCGGUAUGAAAAGCGUCGAUGGCCUCAUACUAGUCAGAAACUAGAACAACAGUUCCAGGUCGGCUGGUGUUGCGUAGAUCGAAUCCAUUAUGCACAGCCCUUCCAGCUGGCAGUUUCUAAGCGAAUCAAACGUGUCAAUCUUCGCUAUAUCAGUCGGUCGACAUGCCGUAUAGGGGUAUUAGAGUCCACCUGGAUACUGAGCCAAGAGAGCCCAGAGCCCUUUCAUCUGCUCGAUUACCGCCGGGUAAUAUCAAGUAAUAUAAGAAUGGUUCAAUCUGUGCCGGAGAAGGGCUUGGGUGUAGAACAGGGAUGCGCCAUUGUCCUUGGUGAAACACAGCAAUCGAACAGACCAGCGCUCCAUUCAGGGUCCAUCGGUGGACUGAUUGCUCAGAAUAUGAAGCUAAUGAAAUGGUCUCCGUGCUGA